Messenger RNA from Trichoderma aggressivum f. europaeum, 2292 nucleotides. RefSeq lists its product as uncharacterized. Gene Ontology annotation, cellular component: spliceosomal complex; intracellular anatomical structure. Bases 1 to 2292 code for a protein of 763 amino acids. The record is from RefSeq and is a predicted model, not a curated record. The transcript is spliced from 3 exons. NCBI's taxonomy places the organism in Eukaryota, Fungi, Ascomycota, Sordariomycetes, Hypocreales, Hypocreaceae. Gene Ontology annotation, molecular function: ATP binding; RNA binding; RNA helicase activity.
AUGGCCGACAGAGGAGCCAAGCGAGCGAGUGCAGACUCGGACGAGACAUCCAACAAGAAGACCAAGAUGGAUGGAAAGGCGAACCCGUAUCUCGCCCACAUGUACGAGGAGGAGAACGGCUGGGGAUCUGGCGCGCCUUCGCCCAACUCGCCGCUGGCGGGAAUGAAGCGCCGCCAGACAUCUGCGCAGGAGGCUUCCAAGGCCGAGGAUUCCGACUCGAACCCCUUCACGGGCCGUCAGCACUCGCAAAAAUACUUUCAGAUUCUGCAGACGCGGCGAGAUCUCCCCGUCCACAAGCAGAGGCAAGAAUUCCUCAACAAGUAUCAUUCGACCCAGAUCCUCGUCUUCGUCGGUGAGACUGGUUCCGGAAAGACCACACAGAUCCCCCAGUACGUCGUGUACGAUGAGCUGCCGCAUCUCAAUGGCAAGCUUAUUGCCUGCACGCAGCCGCGUCGAGUCGCUGCCAUGUCAGUGGCCCAGCGUGUGGCCGAUGAGAUGGACGUCGCGCUCGGAGAGGAAGUCGGUUACAGCAUCCGUUUCGAAGACAAGACGACGCCCAAGACCAUGCUAAAGUACAUGACGGAUGGUAUGCUCCUGCGUGAGGCCAUGCACGAUCACGAGAUGUCCAGAUACAGCUGCAUCAUCCUCGACGAAGCGCACGAGAGAACACUGGCCACCGACAUUCUCAUGGCUCUGCUGAAGCAGAUUGCAGAGAGACGCCCAGACCUCAAGAUCAUCAUCAUGUCUGCUACCCUCGAUGCCCAAAAGUUCCAAAAGUACUUCAACGAUGCGCCCUUGCUGGCCGUCCCCGGCCGAACCCACCCCGUCGAGAUCUUCUACACCCCCGAGCCGGAGAGGGACUACGUCGAGGCUGCCAUCCGAACCGUCCUCCAGAUCCACGCCUCCGAGCCCGAAGGCGAUAUUCUGCUCUUCCUCACAGGUGAAGACGAAAUCGAGGACGCGUGCCGAAAGAUCAGCCUCGAGGCCGAGGAGCUGACGCGGGAGAUGGACGCCGGCCCGCUGGCGAUUUAUCCUCUGUACGGCACGCUGCCACCGCACCAGCAGCAACGCAUCUUUGACAAGGCACCUGGUCCGCUCAGGAAGGGUGGACAGCCCGGCCGAAAAUGCAUUGUCUCGACCAACAUUGCCGAGACCAGUUUGACCAUUGACGGCAUCGUCUACGUCGUCGACCCCGGCUUCAGCAAGCAAAAGAUCUACAACCCCCGAAUCCGAGUCGAGUCCCUCUUGGUUUCGCCCAUCUCAAAGGCCUCUGCGCAGCAGCGUGCCGGUCGUGCCGGUCGUACAAAGCCUGGCAAGUGCUUUAGGCUCUACACCGAAAAGGCAUUCAAGAAGGAGCUUAUUGAGCAGACUUAUCCUGAAGUCCUGCGGUCCAAUCUCGCCAACACCGUUCUGGAGCUGAAGAAGCUGGGAGUGGAAGAUCUCGUCCACUUUGAUCUCAUGGACCCUCCCGCCCCCGAGACCAUGAUGCGGGCGCUGGAAGAGCUAAACUACCUCGCCUGCCUCGACGACGACGGCGAGCUGACCACGCUCGGCAGCCUGGCGUCCGAGUUCCCCCUAGAUCCCGCCUUGGCCGUCAUGCUCAUCUCCUCGCCGGAGUUUUACUGCUCCAAUGAGAUUCUCUCCAUCACCUCCCUCUUGUCGGUGCCUCAGAUCUUCGUGCGGCCCGCGAGUAGCCGCAAGCGAGCAGACGAGAUGAAGGCGCUCUUUGCCCACCCGGACGGCGACCACUUGACCCUGCUCAACGCCUACCACGCCUACAAGGGCCAGGAGACUUCGGACCCAAGCUCUGCCAAGCAGUGGUGCCACGAACACUUCUUGUCCUACCGCCACCUUUCCAGCGCCGACAGCGUUCGUGCCCAACUCAAGCGCAUCAUGGAGACGCACGGGCUCGACCUAAUUUCCACCCCCUUCGAGGACAAAAACUACUACACCAACAUCCGACGGGCUAUGCUGGCCGGGUUUUUCAUGCAGGUCGCCAUGAAGGAGAGCUCAGGCAAGGUUUACCGAACCGUAAAGGAUGAGCAGGCCGUCCUGAUCCAUCCCUCGACCGUGCUGCGUACCGAGUACGACUGGGUCCUGUAUAACGAAUUCGUCCUUACGUCUAAACAGUACAUCCGAACAUGCACAGGCAUCAGGCCGGAGUGGUUAUUGGAAAUCGCACCCGUCUACUUUGACAUGGACACCUUGGAGGACGGAGACAUCAAGCGGUCCUUGGCUCGAGCCGCAGAAAAGAAAAGAAGAAAGGAGGCCAUGAAAAAGGCCAGUCGGUGA